UAUAAUGUUAUGUUUAUCAUGGAACUUGUGCAUGAAUGUUGCAGAUGAAAAUCUGUCUUGUGAACGAGUCAGAAAAUCUCAUCUUUAUUACCAUCAAACAUAUAAAGGACUUAUCAUUUUGAUGAAGAAUCGAAGUUCUUAGACUUUUCAAGCGGAUGAUCUCACUGUGACAUCAUCAGCCAUACGGAUCGAGUCAGUUCAUUGAGUAAACGGAAAGCAGCUCGGCUUCGUUUAAAGCUCUCUGGCCAAGACAGUCAAAGAACCCAUUACACCUUCUUGAAGUUCUUGAGCAUGUGAGGUAAAGCGAGGGAGCAUUGAGGUAAUCGCAGACAGAAAUUGAAAGAAUGAUGUUGUUCUCAUCGUGUCGCAGCUAUCAGAUCAAAAUGGACGUCGGACAGGUGGUCGUUGCCCUGGUCGUCCUCUGCACGGAGAUCAUGCAGAUCACCGCUGAUGUCAUAGCUACUUCUCAGCACAACGAUACCACCGCUUUCCAGUCAGUCACAGCUGCGUUUGGGUCUCCCCCAGAUGGGCAAAUGCAGGGUUUGUUAGUAGUGGCCAAUCCGAUUGAAGCUUGUGGGCCGAUACAAGUACCUCCCCUUCUGCCCAACGUGACUGGUGUGUACUUUGCCCUCAUCAAGAGAGGGAGCUGUAACUUCGAUAAGAAGGUAUAUAAUGCCCAACAGGCAAGGUACAUGGGGGCCAUUGUGUAUAACGAUGAAGGCAAUGUCCUCACUACUAUGAGCGGUAGUCAAUAUAACAAGUUAAUCUAUAUACCAUCAGUGUUUGUCGGGAAAGACAGUGGCGAAACAUUGCAAGGGAUGAACUACUCAACAGGGUGGGUGAUGGCGCUCUACCCUUUCACAUAUUAUCCCUGGAGUUAUUACUUGCUUCCUUUCCUUUGUAUGAGCACUUCUUGCACUGCUUUCCUCAUCCUGUAUGCGAUUGCAAAGUAUGUGAGAGAUCAGCGAAGGCAAAGGAAAGCCAGACUCUCCCGUGACCAUCUCAAAAAGCUGCCUAUCAAGAAAUUCAAGAAGGGUGAUGAAUAUGAUAUAUGUGCUAUCUGCCUUGAUGACUACGAGGAAGGUCAAAAGCUGCGCAUACUGCCUUGCAACCAUGCUUACCACUGUAAAUGCAUAGACCCCUGGCUGACGAACAACCGUCGCACCUGCCCCAUCUGCAAGCGCAAGGUCAUCCCUCCGGGCAUGGCUGACUCGGAUGAGGAAUCUGACUCCGAAGCUGGCGACGCCCCAAACGAGAACACGCCCCUCCUGUCUAGCAUGCAUUCGGACAACCUGAGCGACCAUGGCGCGGUGGGUGGACUCGCCGAGACGGCGACUCCGCCCCCAUCCCCGAUGACGUCCGUUGAAGGCGAUGACUACCCGCCCAUCGACACCUUGAUCAAGGUUGAGUCGGAUUCGGAAUCUUCUGGGAGUUUCCCGCUUGAGGAGGCCAAAGGGAACAUCCAGGACCCACCCAACAGUAACGUGCUCAGCGUGACCGUGCAUUCUGAGAACGAAAUAGAUCCAAGCACAAGUAGUGCUCCCAAAGUCUGAAUCUCCAGAUGAUCUAAUGGGACAUUUGUAAUCGAAGGAAUGAACUGCGUGAAUCAUCGUCACCCGCUAGCAAUUGACAUCAUAGAACCUUGAUGAUAAUGAAAGACAGAAUAAAUGACUGACUGAAUGACUAAAGGAAUGGAUUGAAUGAACAAAGACGAAUCGAUUAAGCGCCAUUUCAAUCUUGCAUCGUUAUCACAAUGAUUC
Molecule: messenger RNA, 1760 nt
Organism: Strongylocentrotus purpuratus (purple sea urchin)
Lineage: Eukaryota; Metazoa; Echinodermata; Echinoidea; Camarodonta; Strongylocentrotidae
Product: E3 ubiquitin-protein ligase RNF13-like
Exons: 10
Coding region: 345-1553 (402 amino acids)
Cellular component (GO): nucleoplasm; cytoplasm
Source: RefSeq, a predicted model, not a curated record